This is a messenger RNA of Morus notabilis, 1795 nucleotides long. RefSeq names its product G2/mitotic-specific cyclin-2. The record is from RefSeq and is a predicted model, not a curated record. Gene Ontology annotation, molecular function: cyclin-dependent protein serine/threonine kinase regulator activity. Gene Ontology annotation, cellular component: nucleus; cytoplasm; centrosome. The transcript has 12 exons. Bases 261 to 1607 code for a protein of 448 amino acids. Gene Ontology annotation, biological process: regulation of cyclin-dependent protein serine/threonine kinase activity; mitotic cell cycle phase transition. NCBI's taxonomy places the organism in Eukaryota, Viridiplantae, Streptophyta, Magnoliopsida, Rosales, Moraceae.
UUCAUCUCUGAUCCGCCAUUAAAUAAUUUUUUUUUAUUGUCACUUUUUCUUUUGAUCUUACAAGCAAUCAAAUUCUUCAAAGAAUCCCGAACAGAAAGAGAGAGAAAUUUGAGGCUUAAAAAAGACAAAGGCUCUUCGAAUCUGUGGUGGAUUUUUCUCAUGGAAUCUCCUCUAAUCUCCCUCUGGAGUUCUGAGGACUGAAGCUGAGCAACAAACAGAUAUUUAGCCUGGAUUUUUACUCGUUUUAGCUCGUUAUCACAAUGAGUGGACUAGAGAAGACCUCGUCGGACACUAUAAACCCCACCUCCAAUUUCCAAGAAGGUUCAAGAAUGGCGAGUGCUAAGUUUGUUAAUAAGGACAUGGGAAAUUAUAACCGAAGGGCGUUAAGCAAUAUUAAUCCCAAUAUCAUUGGAGCUACUCUCAACCCAUAUGUAGUCAGCAAAAGAGAAUUUUUGGGGAAAGAUAUGAUAUUAUGCGACAAGAAGCCAUCAAAUGUACCACAUAGACCAAUCACAAGGGAGUUUUCAGCUCAAGUUAUCCAGCACUGCUCUUCUAAUGUAAGGGAUGUUUUAUGUGUUUAUCAGGCUUGUGAUCUCGAAACUAAGAACCUACACACGGUGGCUGCAAACCAUAGUGGUCUAGGUGAUUGUGGUAUUGUAGAUGUGGAGGACUUUGUGGAUGCUAAAGAUGUCCCAGUACCAAUGUUUGUGAAGCACACAGAGGCUAUUCUAGAUGAAAUUCAUAAGGUGGAGGAGGUUGAAAUGGAAGAUGUGGAAGAAGAAGAGCCUGUUAUGGACAUUGACUGUUGCAAUUUGAAAGAUCCACUUUCAGUGGUUGAGUACAUUAAUGAAAUUUAUGCCCACUACAGAAAAACCGAGAGGUUUAGCUGCGUCUCCCCGAAUUACAUGUUGCAUCAAUCCGACAUCAACGAGAAAAUGAGGGCAAUCCUUAUUGACUGGCUUAUUGAGGUUCACCACAAGUUUGAGCUUAUGGAGGAGACCUUAUUCCUUACAGUGAAUCUCAUAGACAGGUUUUUAGAGCGGCGAAUAGUGAUGAGAAAGAAGCUUCAGUUGGUUGGGGUGACAGCUAUGCUUUUAGCAUGCAAGUAUGAGGAAGUUUCUAUCCCUAUGAUUGAGGAUUUUGUUCUCAUUACAGAUAAGGCCUAUACUAAGAAUGAUAUUCUGGAAAUGGAGAAACUAAUGGUGAAUACUUUGCAAUUCAACUUUUCUUUGCCUACUCCAUUUGUGUUCAUGAGGAGGUUUCUUAAGGCUGUUCAAUCAAACAAAAAGCUUGAAGUCUUGUCAUCCUUCAUUGUGGAGUUAUGCUUGGUGGAGAACGAAAUGCUCAAGUUUCCACCGUCUUUGCUCUCUGCCGCGGCGAUCUACACCGCUCAGUGUAGUCUUUGUAGGCUGAAGCAGUGGAGCAAGACCAGCGAGUGGUAUACUAAUUAUUCGGAAGACCAACUCCUAGAAUGCUCAAGAUUGAUGGUUGCUUUCCAUCAAAAUGCUGGAAAGGGGAAACUCACUGGAGUAUAUAGGAAAUACAACACAAGAAAAUUUGGCUUCGCAGCUAAAGCUGAGCCAGCUGAAUUUCUCCUUGGUUUCUGAGUUUUUGAGCUAUUUUAGUCUUAAAAAUCAUUAAAGACCCGCAAGUUUAAUGGGUUUUUUCUUUUGUUGCUAAAGCUUGUUUUUUAGCUGCGAGCUAGACCCGGAAUGUUUGUUUCGACUCGUUAGUGUAUGUUCUCAACUACGUUUUCUAGUUUUCUAUAAUGAUGUCUUUUCUGCAUUUUCUUUCU